Molecule: messenger RNA, 1341 nt
Organism: Eruca vesicaria subsp. sativa (arugula)
Lineage: Eukaryota; Viridiplantae; Streptophyta; Magnoliopsida; Brassicales; Brassicaceae
Source: the annotation of a GenBank genome assembly
AUGGCGAGGAUGUAUCAGAAGAUGGCUCUUUGCGGUGGUGAAGGUGGGCGUGAAUGGGACGACGGUGUACACGAGGGAGUAAAGAAAGUGUAUGUUGGGCAAGAUCUCUCACGUAUCACUUACAUCAAAUUCGAAUACGUGAAGGAAGACGGCGAAGUUAUAACACGUGAAUAUGGGACAAUAACUCAAGACCCUAGAGAGUUUAUAAUUGAAUAUCCGGAUGAACACAUCACAGCAGUGGAGGGAAGCUACAACAAAGUGGCUCUAAUAGCCACAGAGGUGAUCACGUCCCUUGUCUUCAAGACUUCAAAGGGUAGAACCUCUCCAACGUUUGGUCCAAACUUGUUCGGAGUUGUCAGUGGUACAAAGUUUAAGUUGGAGGAGGAAGGAAAGAAGAUCGUAGGUUUUCAUGGACGGUCGGAUAAUGCUAUCGACGCUCUUGGAGUUUACCUUGAACUAGACUCUCUGACCACUCCUUUCCCUAUUUACAAGCUGGAAGCCCAAGGUGGUAAAGAGGGGAGUGUAUGGGACGAUGGUUGUUUUGAUGGUGUUAGGACAGUGCGUGUUGGUCAAGAUGAUUGUCGUAUCACCUAUUUGGAGUUUGAGUACGUGAAAGCUAUGAGGUUAGAGACACGACACCAUGGGGUGAAAGGAGAAACACAUUCUGAGUUUGUGGUUAAUUUCCCGAAUGAAGACAUCAAAUUGGUGGAAGUAACCUAUGAUAACCCGAAGCUUUUCCGCAAUACCGUCAUUACCUCACUUAAGUUUGAAACAACAACGGGAAGAUCAGCAACUUUUGGGUAUGAAGCGGGUAAGAAGUUUGUGCUAGGUGGGCCUAGGCUUGUUGGAUUCCAUGGAAAGGAAGGUGAAGCUAUUGAUGCUCUUGGAGCUUACUUUGAACACAUUCCUAUCCCCAUUCCCCCUCCAGUGAUAGGAGAUUCAUGGGGUGAUUAUGGUAUCUACGAUGGUGUGAAGAAGAUAAAAAUAGGACUCUAUGAGGAAGGUAUAGCCUUUGUCAAGUUUGUGUACAUUAAAGGCAAUGGCCUUGUAACUGGUGAUGACCAUGGGAAGAUAACUUCACUUGGAGCUGAAGAGAUUGUGCUUGAGAAUGGUGAGUAUCUGACCGGCAUAGAAGGCUACUAUAGACCUAUAGCUGGUGCACUAUUUGGAAAGAUUGUGUCUAUUAAGUUCAAGACGAACAAAAGGGAGACACCUCUGUAUGGAUUGGAUUCAGGUGAGAAGUAUUCUAUUGAGGAGAAAGGCCACAAGAUCACAGGGUUUCAUGGACGAGCUACAGCCGAUGUUAUCUACAGUAUCGAACCCAUUUCCAGGCCAGUCUAG